AUGGUGGAUUGGCAAAAGGCACUUCUAAUGAUGUUAUUGGCGCUCCUGAUCUAUCCGAAUGAUAUUUUUGGCGGCGCUUUUCAGCCCGAAUUCUCUGGCCCUAUCACCAAUCUAACAGUGCCACUCGGGAGGGACGCCACUUUCACGUGUCUGGUGAAACAUCUAGGAGGUUACAGGGUCGGUUGGGUAAAGGCGGACACGAAGGCGAUCCAAGCUAUACACGACCACGUGAUCACGCACAACCAGAGGGUGUCCGUGUCCCAUAGCGACCACUCUAUAUGGAAUCUACACAUCAAGGGUGUCCAGAAAGAGGACGGCGGCCUUUAUAUGUGUCAAAUCAAUACGGAUCCCAUGAAGAGUCAGACAGGUAUGCUGUCUAUUGUUGUGCCACCUGAUUUCGAUCCUGAAGCUACAUCAAGUGAUAUGAUGGUGGGCGAAGGUGGCCAGGUGAAGUUAACGUGCCGGGCGAGAGGCGUACCCGAGCCGCGCGUAUCCUGGCGUCGGGAAGACGGCAAGCCCAUUAUAAUUCGGGAGCCAUUUGCAGGAAGCGCCCCGAACCAGAAGUCUCACGUUUCCGAUGUGUCCGAAUUUCUCGGCGAAGAACUGAAGUUGACGAAGAUCUCGAGGAACGAGAUGGGGGUUUAUCUGUGUAUUGCCAGCAACGGAGUUCCGCCCGCGGUCAGCAAACGUAUUUAUAUCAACGUUCAUUUUCCGCCAGUGAUUCAGGUACCCAAUCAGCUGGUCGGCGCGCCCUUGGGGACCGACGUGGUUCUGGAAUGUUUCGUCGAAGCGUCGCCGAUGUCGAUUAACUAUUGGGUCAAGGACCCUAAGGGUGCGAUGAUAAUAUCCAGCGUGAGGCACGACGUCCAAACGCUGACGAAGUCACCGUUCGAGGUCCGGAUGAUCCUCACGAUCCGCAACUUGCAGAAAAACGACGUGGGAACGUACCGGUGUGCGGCCAAAAAUUCCCUCGGCGAGGUCGAGAGUAGUAUUCGAUUAUACGAGAUCUCGGGGCCGACGAAGACGCAAACACCGGUGUUCUAUGACGAAGAGGACGAGGCAGUGUUCGGUUCCGCGGAGAUGGACAAGACGGAGAACAAGCCACUGGCGGUGGAUAACACGGUCCACGGACAUAUGGGUUAUCCGUCGCUCGUUACGCCGUCCUCCACGAUUCGCAUCGGCAAGAAACGACCGAUCAACGUCAGCUCAAGCGCUGAUCCUUAUCCACGACGGCUCUUCGUUCUGGUAUCACCGCUGUUGUCGCUUCUAAUCGUUCGCCGAAGUUGGUGA
Messenger RNA from Trachymyrmex septentrionalis, 1290 nucleotides. Its product is annotated as lachesin-like. Lineage: Eukaryota; Metazoa; Arthropoda; Insecta; Hymenoptera; Formicidae. Gene Ontology annotation, cellular component: neuron projection. The record is from RefSeq and is a predicted model, not a curated record. Bases 1 to 1290 code for a protein of 429 amino acids. The transcript is spliced from 10 exons.